Messenger RNA from Stylophora pistillata, 1353 nucleotides. RefSeq names its product all-trans retinoic acid-induced differentiation factor. Gene Ontology annotation, cellular component: intracellular membrane-bounded organelle. NCBI's taxonomy places the organism in Eukaryota, Metazoa, Cnidaria, Anthozoa, Scleractinia, Pocilloporidae. Gene Ontology annotation, biological process: positive regulation of osteoblast differentiation. The record is from RefSeq and is a predicted model, not a curated record.
GGAAGAUUCUCAAAACACGAUGGUUCCAUUUCUCUCCAAGUCUUAAUAUACUUCAGUAUGUCUCUAAAUCUUCGCCGAUUUUCUUUAGGCUGGUCACUUUUCUAUUUUUUAUUUAUUUUAAAUACGAGGUUCGGUAGUUUUCAAAGGCAAUGGACACACGAUCCAAAAAAAGUUGAGAUUUGUAAGUUGAGUUCUUGCUUCGAUGUAGGCCACAAUGUUACUACGUUCUGUAAAGUAAAUGAAACUACCAUCGGGCGAUGUUGCGUGAGUAAUCGGACAGGAGUCAUUGGGCUUGACCUUACUAACUGCUCCUUAAAAACUUUACCAAGCUUACAAUCUGUGAAGACAUCAUUAAAUCAGUUGAUUUUGCCAGGGAGAUGUAAUUGUACAGGAGGAGACAGUCUUUGGAAACAACAUAACAUCAGUGGCUCAGAAAGAUGGUGCUAUGGGCAGAGAAAUUCCUGUAAAGUCCUAAAUGUGACCUGCCCUGCCAAUUCUGCUUGUUCCUCGAAUGGUCCAGGAUUCUCACAGUGUCUUUGUAAACCAGGUUGGCUUGGUUAUAAAUGCUUAGUUAAGCAUGGAUUUCCAUGGGCAGUAAUUUUUGCUCCUGUUGGUGGAUCAACAGUGGUUCUCUUAGUUGUUAUUUUGCUCAUCCAGAGAAGAAGGCGAGGUCAAGUGUCUACACAUUAUUCAAUUCUGUAGUGACAUAUGUUACAGUUACUUUGAAAAAAAAAACCAUCCAAGGUUGGCCAUAAAAAUCUGCGUGAAAGGGAUUAUCAAGGUGUAGGGGGGUGAAGGGAGUAUUGUCACUUACCAAAUCAUGUACAAGUCUUGCAGAUACAAUUUUUUUAAAGAAUUUAUAAUGUGACAGAAUUGUAGUAAUGUUAGAGUAUUUAAUUUUAAGUUAUUUUUGUUUUGCUUUACCAUGUUUUGAAAAUUUUUUAUAAACUGAAGUGUGAGUCCAUUCCUCAUGUUUUGCACAAUGAAAUUUCUAAAUACAAACACUCAAGCCUGACUGUGCUAAAAAAAAGAAAACAAAUUUAUCAAAAAGUUCACUCAUCGUUAAUCUCGUGUAAUGGGUAAUGAAUCUCUAGCAGCUUUCUUUGACUAAAUGCUUCUCAAAAAAUACUCAGUUGUAAAGUUAUGGUUUCUCAAAACACAACCAGACUUUGUGAAUUUAAUUCUUAAAGCUUUGAGUUUUUUAGAUUAUUUUCAUUGUAUUUUUAGAGUCCAAAACAAUUUUAACAAAAAAACGUAUACUUAAUGUUAGCUUAAAGUGUUUAUACGGCCAACAGGGUUUUUAUUGUUUUGGUAUCUCUUUAACCUGUAAAAAAGUAUUCUGAAAAAAAAAAA